UCAGAGAAAAAACAGAAUACAGAACAGCUGAACCAGCUCGGUCCUCAGACACGUCUUUAUCAAAACAAGAUGAAAAAGUUCCUGUUGUUGCUUCUCUUCUGUCACGUCUCAUCUCCAGUGAAACAUUCAGUGAAACAUUCACUGAAGAUUUUCUUCACUGGAUCUUCUGGAGUCUCAAACUUCCCAGAGUUUGCGGUUGCUGCAAUGAUUGAUGAACAUCUGGUGGGUUACUGCGACACCAACAAAAAGAUAGCAGAACCAAAACAGGACUGGAUGAAAACAUUUUUAGAAAACAAUCCUAAGCUUUGGGAAAUGUACACUGCACAGUGUUUUCAGGAUCAGCCUAACUUCUUUAAAGCCUGGAUUAAUCGCAUGAAGCAGAGCUUCAACCAAACUGGAGGUGUCCACAUUUUCCAGAGUAUGGCUGGCUGUGAGUGGGAUGAAGAGACUGAUGAGGACAAUGGUUUUAAUCAGUAUGGUUAUAAUGGAGAAGACUUCCUAGCUUUUGACCUGAAGACAUCGACAUGGAUCGCUCCGAAACCACAGGCUGUCAUCAUCAAACACAUAUGGAAUGCUGACAAAUCUAGAAUAAAACGCAUUGAGAGUUUCCUCACUGAGAUUUAUCCUGGAUGGCUGAAGAUGUUUGUGAACUACAGCAAGAUCUUUCUGCUGAGAAAAGAUCUUCCCUCAGUGUCUCUCCUCCAGAAGUCUCCCUCCUCUCCAGUCAGCUGCCACGCUGCAGGUUUCUACCCUGACAGAGCCAUGAUGUUCUGGAGGAAAGAUGGAGAGGAGCUUCAUGAGGACGUGGACCUCGGAGAGAUCCUCCCCAACCACGAUGGAUCCUUCCAGAUGAGUGUUGACCUGGACCUUUCAUCAGUCCCAGCUGAAGACUGGAGGAGGUACGACUGUGUGUUUCAUCUCUCUGGUGUGGAGGACGACAUCGUCACCAAACUGGACAAAGCAGAGAUCAGGACCAACUGGGAGGAGCCCAGUAACAUGACCAUCCCGAUUACUUCUGCACUGGUUGUUGUUGUGGUUGCUGCUGUUUUCAUUGCUGCUAUUGGAUUUGCGAUUUCCAAAAAGAAGAAAGCCAAUCGCCCUCCACCUGCUCCUGUCAACAGCGCUGAGCUCUCGGAGAAACUGAAUCCAGAAACAUGAUUGGCUAACACACCACCCUGCACCCUGUGACGUCUUGUGGGACAACACAACAGUAGGUGCUGUGAUGUGAUGUAUUAACACCUUUAGUUAAACAAGCUGCCUUAACCCUUAUAUGGUGUUAGGGUCAAAUUUGACCCAUUUUCAAGUUCAGAUGUGUAAAAAAUACAAUUUGCUUGUUUUUAUUGGAACAAGGCUUCAUGAUAUCCUCAGACAUGGCUAUUCUAAAACAACCAAAGUUGUUGUGAGAAUUUUGGUGAAUUGUAAAUGUCUCUAAAAAAGAGUAACAUAGACCUAUGUGGUGUUACGGGUCAAGAAAUAUUUUAUUAACAAAAUGUGUGUGUGCUUGUUGCAUAAGAGCUGUGUUAGUCAUUGAGGAAGUGGUUAAAUAUACUCUGGGUGACAUCUGAUGCACAGAAAGUUAAGCUCAAGUCAUAAAAAUAGCUAGAGGUGUUUAGUGUCUAGUGCCUGGGAAACUUAAAUGCUGUUUGUGAACCCACAGCUGUGUGUAACUUUCAUGCUGGACUCAGUAAACUUUGCUUAACUGAA
This is a messenger RNA of Perca flavescens (yellow perch), 1704 nucleotides long. Its product is annotated as major histocompatibility complex class I-related gene protein-like. Gene Ontology annotation, cellular component: external side of plasma membrane. Bases 70 to 1158 code for a protein of 362 amino acids. Gene Ontology annotation, biological process: immune response. The record is from RefSeq and is a predicted model, not a curated record. The transcript has 7 exons. NCBI's taxonomy places the organism in Eukaryota, Metazoa, Chordata, Actinopteri, Perciformes, Percidae.